AUGCUUAUCAUCUCUGCAGCGUGGAAGUCUGAGAGGCCAAAGAAACGAAAGGGCCAAGAUGAGAAUCUUCUGGUAGGUGGAGAAAAAGCUACGGAGGAUGAAGAUGAAGUGGUAGAGGCCCAGCCGGUGAAGCGCAAGAGAGGCUCCAAGACUGCUACAGCUAGAGUUGCCAAGGAAAUGAAGUCAGCGCAAGCGACUAACAAGCAGAACAAACAGGGCAAGAAACCGUUCAAAGUGUAUAGCAUGAUGUACUCACAUUGGUUGUCUACAACAGAGAAGGCAGCCGCGCAAGCAGCCAAGAAGAGCCAGGGCAAGCAAAAUGCAAACAAACAAAAGCCGAGCACCAGCAGUCGUCCCACCAUCGAUCGUCGCUCUCUUCUCAAUGAUGACGAGCAUGCCCCUAACGUUGAGCAGGUCCCUCUGCCCCUGAAAGCUGUCAUGGUAUCUCAGCCAAAGAGGAAGAAGAACACCGAAAAUGACUCCAGAAUGGGAGCAAAGCCUGUUAAUGCACCUACCACUCGCAGUAAUGAAAGGCUUCCUGUAAUCAAUGAGGCAGGUUCUGCCACCAAGGUCGGCCAGAAGCCUAAAGUGGGCAAGCCCACCAAGCACUCCGAGGCCAAAAAUAACGAUGAAGACGAAGAUGAGCAAGACAAGGAAGACUUGGAGUCAUCGGGCUCUGAGUUUGCUGUCAAACUGGGGCUUGAUGAAGACGAAGAUGAAGAUGAGGAAGAAGAAGACGAAGAUGAAGAUGAAGGUGAUCUUGAGGAUGAGGAUGAGGAGGGAAGCAGGAGCGCAACCAUAACUACCAAGAGCAAAGACAAGAAGACAAACGGCCGUGCACAGAUGACAACGACAAGCCGUGCCUUGCAAGCCGAACUCGAGCGUCCUCGGUUCAAGACCAACAACUUUCCAACUGGUAAAGGAAGUACUACCACUCGGAAAGAAGGUGCUGUCACCACCAAUACUGCCGGAAAUGUCUCUGAACCCCAGGCCAACGACCAAGAAGCUGCUGCUCUCAGUGAGCAGCCGCCAGAUGCUGAUAUCACUGCGCUGGUCUUGAACGCAAAAGGUCAGUUAAAUCUCAGUAGCCAGCAGCAAUCAGUCACACGCGUCAUGAACCGCUUUCAUGAGGAAUGCAUCGCUGAUGCAGCCUUCAACUGUGGAAUCUAUCCCGUCUCUCUGCGGGUCCCAUCUCAGCUUGACCUUCUCAUUGGGGCUGCGACUAUCGAGGAUGUUCCAGAGAUAGCAGCAAAAGUGAUGGCUGAUCGUGACUAUGCUGCGAAGAUUAUUGCGUCGGGCGAGCAACACGUUGUGCUCAUACGCGGCAACCUCAAGGGGCUGUGCAAAUCCAGCGUGCCGAAGGAGUAUAGCCUCACCUCGGACAAGCCUGGUGACCAGACCAGGCCAUGCUUCCAUCGAGUCGGAGCCCUGGUACACGACCUUGGCUACAUCUUCCCUGGCGAUAUCAUGGGCCGCGUUGAUGGCAGUGCUCCAUUCAAGCGUCCGAUCUUUGCCGAGAUCAUUAAAGAGACUUUAUUCUCACCCUGCCGUGGCAAGCCUUCACUUGCAGUUGCUCACUCCGUCCGGUUUGUGUCAUCCAGCACUGAGAAGCCACUCGAGAAGGAAAUUCCCGUACCAAUGCUUGCUCUCGCGAGUGCUGCGAUCCGGCUGACUUUAGAUGACUGGGCAGGUGGUAUCGAGCCAGCGGAGGCCUCGAAAUACACCGCUGCCAAGGCCGAGGAAGAAUACAACAACGUCAUCGAGUUCUUCGACGACCUUCGCAAGAACCGUCCAAGAUUCUACCACCGCAUCCUUCAUCAAGUUUAUGUUGACGUCUGCUCCAGUGGUCUCGCUGCUACUCCGGCAUCCCAAAGAUCAAAGCAGGCCGUGCGUGGGGCGCUUGCGCGUCUCGUCUUUGAUGACUAG
Phanerochaete carnosa HHB-10118-sp is the source of this 1926-nucleotide messenger RNA. RefSeq lists its product as uncharacterized. The transcript is spliced from 11 exons. NCBI's taxonomy places the organism in Eukaryota, Fungi, Basidiomycota, Agaricomycetes, Polyporales, Phanerochaetaceae. The coding region runs from base 1 to 1926 and encodes 641 amino acids. The record is from RefSeq and is a predicted model, not a curated record.